CAAGCUUCAAUCAUUGGUGCCAUAUCAAUAAUAAGGAGCUUUAUGAUACCCAAGUCUAAAAGGAACCUUUCAAAGCUGAAAUGGAUAAAAUCAUACACUCCAUUAGCCAAUAGAAUUGAAAGAAAGUCACAUUUGAGCCAUGAUCCAUUGAACACAAAACUGCAUCUAAUCUUGACACUGAUGCACCGUUUAAACAUUCGUUCUGUGAAAGUGCAUAAAAAAAAACGGUUCAUCAGGAACAAUAAUUUAUUAGAAUUCGCCUUUGAUUAUGAAUUGUUAUUCUUUGAAAUAUAGGCAUGAAAAAAUUACUGUUUCUUUUUACUUUGUUUUGCUAAUCAAAGUAUUCCUUCUGUGUGUGGAAAUAUCCGGAGCUCGCAUCUCAUGAAGAGCGGGGCCUCAAUUUGUCUUCGUUUACAGUCAAAAACGGCAGUUGUCGGUGAAAUAGUGAUCUAGAAACUUCCCUCAGUAGCCUGGUAGAUAGUCCCCCUUCGCUUCCGAAAGUCUCGUCAAAUAUUCUUAAACUCUGAAGCCUGACAAAUUGAGCUCAAUGCACGCCUUGACCUGUGAAGCGGAAAGCCCUUCUUUAAAGAAGCAGCGACGACCCUCGGCCUAGCGCACUUGCAAGAGAGCAGCCCCGACAGAAACAGCAUCAGAAAUGACACGCUACCGUAUUCUGGACUACAGCUUCACGACUGCCGCCGAACUGGCAAGAGCCAUCCUGGAGUACACAGGACAGUCUUUUGAGGACAAACGAGUUGACAAAGAUAAAGCAGCGGACUUCGAAAAGGGGACUCCUUUCGGCACCUUGCCGGUUCUAGAAGUGGAAGGGAGGGUGAUCGCCCAGCAUCAGAGCAUCUGCCGCUACCUGGCCAGGCAGCAUGGGCUGUGCGGCCAGGACGAGACGGAGGCAGCCCUCUGUGACUUGGUGAUGGACGGUCUCUGGCACAUGUUUUCGAAAGUAAGGCACGCCGAGGUGCAUCAACUCAGCAAGGAGGAGAGGUGCGCCGUGAUCAAGAAAAUGAUAUCUGAGGACGCUCCUGCCUACCUGGACGCUUUCGAGAGAAUGCUAAAAGAAAGGAAGGACGAGAAAGACUUCAUUGUCGGGAAGGAGGUGACCUGGAGCGACAUCGGGCUGACGUUGGCCCUCGCCGCCCUUAAGUACCGGCACGGGCUCAGCUUGGAGAGCCGACCGAAUCUUCAAAGCUACCUCGCCCGUAUGAUGGAGGUCCCCCAGCUUGUGGAAUUCCUUGCCAAAAGGGCGCAGGAAGAGGCUGCUAUCUGAUUUAUUUCCCUGGAAUAACAUAAUUGUCAGUACUGUUUCUUGCACAUAAAAAAAUCAAAAUGUAUUAGAGAAUGUCAUUUUCUAAUCACAUAAAAAAAAAUAUUUCUCAGUUUUGCAGCUGUGUCAAAUGUUAUAAAUUUCGAAUACAGAAACAUAAUUUUUAAAAUUUUGA
Messenger RNA from Argiope bruennichi, 1454 nucleotides. RefSeq names its product glutathione S-transferase 1-like. Gene Ontology annotation, molecular function: glutathione transferase activity. Gene Ontology annotation, biological process: glutathione metabolic process. The record is from RefSeq and is a predicted model, not a curated record. The transcript has 6 exons. NCBI's taxonomy places the organism in Eukaryota, Metazoa, Arthropoda, Arachnida, Araneae, Araneidae. The coding region runs from base 656 to 1282 and encodes 208 amino acids.